GAUUGCAAUGCAGCGAUAGUCAAAACAAGCACAAUAUUUAUCGAUUAGACUAAUUUGUCGUUAUAAUAAUAACAAUCCAAGUCCAAAGUACGCGAAGAACCGCAAUUGAUAAAUUGCAAAUUUAAAGCAAAAAGAUGGCUUCAACUGGGCUGCUGGUGGUGUCUAAUAUCAAGCAACUGGGAAAAUCUUUGCGAAGCAUUGAAAAAUACGUAAACUCGCUGUACAUUCACUUAAAUGUGAUAGGCUCAACACAAUCAGCAUCGUCACCAGCUUGGGGUCGGCUUAUAUCACAGUUGUAUGCCGAUGGUAGCAGCUAUGUGGGCAACAAAGUGGAUCUACGCGUCCUGGUGGCACCGCUCAAGAAGCACUCAGCUGACAGCAAGCUGUCACUACGAAAACCUGUUGAUAUGAUAUUCUCGGAUGCACAUCAGCCGGAGCUGUGCGACAGGCUGCGCAACGCUUUAAACAUAAGUCAGCCAACGAUCUUUCUAAAUGACACCAACAGCUGUGAUUUUCAGCUACUGGAAACUGAUUUCAAUCAGAAGUCUUAUCCCACAGUUGUCCUGGGCGGCACCUUUGAUCGCAUACACAUUGGCCACAAGAUAUUUCUCACGCAGGCCGUGCUACGCGCCUGCAAACGGCUCGUCGUGGGCGUCACAACGGCUACAAUGACUAAAGGCAAAAUAUUGCCAGAGCUUAUUUUGCCCGUGGAGCAAAGAAUUGCAGAAUUGCGCGAGUUCCUAUUGGACAUAGAUAACACGCUGCAAUAUGAUAUUGUGCCCAUUGAUGAUCCGUUUGGACCGACGCAACAUGAUCCUGAUAUGGACUUAAUUGUUGUCAGUGCCGAGACGUUGCGUGGCGGUCAAAAGGUCAACGAAAUACGAGCCACCAAACAGCUGCGCCAACUAGAUAUAUUUUCUAUUGAUAUUGUGGAGAGUAAUGUAACUGAUGGGAUACACGAGUCGAAGGUCAGCUCCAGCAAUACACGCAUAGAUUUGCUGGGCACACGCUGGCGACUGCCGGAGCCACAUCCAAAACUACCUCCACGGCCGUAUAUUAUAGGACUUACAGGUGGCAUUGCAUCGGGCAAGAGCAAAAUGGCUGAGCGUCUGGGCAAGAUGGGCGCCUAUGUGAUCGACUGUGACAAGGUGGCGCAUGAUGUCUAUGAGCCCGGACAAACGUGCUAUGAGAAAAUAGUCAAACAUUUUGGAGAGGACAUUCUCUCAGACGAUGGUCGGAUUGAUCGCAAAAAGUUGGGUCCACUAGUAUUUGCCAAUGUACAAGAGCUGGACACGCUAAAUUCCAUCGUGUGGCCAGAGCUAAUGGUGGAGGUGAAUAGACGAUUGGACGAAUUGCGCGCUGCAACGAAAGUGCCUAAGGUCGUGGUUCUGGAGGCAGCGGUGCUGCUGAAAGCGGGCUGGGAGAUUCAUUGUCAUGAAGUGUGGUCAAUGAUUGUGACCCCAGAUGAAGCAGUUCGGCGUAUUAUCGAACGCAACAAUCUAAGUGAAAAAGAAGCUCGCAAUCGAUUGGCCAAUCAAGUGAACAACGCGGAUAUUGUUGACAAGUCUCAAGUAAUCUUCAGCUCGCAAUGGGAUUACGAUUUCACACAGAUGCAGGCGGAGCGAGCUUGGAAAAUGCUCAACAAGGAGCUCGAUGGUCGGCCACUAAGUAGUCUGUGAUUAAGCUGUGGAUAUUAUUAA
Messenger RNA from Drosophila hydei, 1700 nucleotides. RefSeq names its product bifunctional coenzyme A synthase (gene Ppat-Dpck). The transcript has 3 exons. The record is from RefSeq and is a predicted model, not a curated record. Gene Ontology annotation, molecular function: dephospho-CoA kinase activity; ATP binding. Bases 135 to 1679 code for a protein of 514 amino acids. NCBI's taxonomy places the organism in Eukaryota, Metazoa, Arthropoda, Insecta, Diptera, Drosophilidae. Gene Ontology annotation, biological process: coenzyme A biosynthetic process.